AUGUCCACAAACAAACUUCCAGCAACGCCAAAGUAUUCCAAUACAAUAGGCAAUCAACAACAACAGCAUCUGAGUAGAAGUGCAUCAUCAAACACAUUGGCAGCACCAACUCAAACACAAACUCAAACACCAACACCAAUAACACCAUUGUUACCAAAGUCACCUGAUCGCCAAACUCAAUUACAGAGAAACCCAAGCAGUGGAGGACUACUGCAACCUGUUGUACAUUUAUCAAAGUCGUCAUCAUCGACAUCAGUUGGAUCAGUCCAAUCACCAGCGAUCUGUGUGAGUGGCGGCAGCGACACACACCAUAUGCAGACCAACAAUCAUUAUCGACUUGCCAGCUCUGGCUCAUUGCCUCCACGUCCAAACACUACUACCAACGGCAGCAGCAGUAGUAACAGCAGUGGUACAUCAUCCCCAUUGAGCCAAUCACAAAAGGCUCCUGUGCAUAGGAAGCCCUUGCCCAGCAUACCUCAGUCGGCAUCAAGCAACAGUCUGAUGGGCGACGACCAGGGCGAGCAACGCGCCAGCAACACACACAACAGGCCAGUGCCAAAUCCCCCAACAGCAAAGGGCGGAUACGAGCCCCAGCCACCAUCAGCCACGGCACACAUCACAGUUGAUUUGAUUCCUCAUGACUUUGGCGCGGACACAUCGUCGGCACACCCAUCACUGGACCACCUGGCGGCAUUUACAUCAUUGCGCGACCUCAAGGCAAAGGAGAUAUUGACGACAGAGAGGACAUAUUGUGAUAACAUGCGUAUACUUGCCGAGGUAUUCCUGCCGCCACUCAAGUCUGGCGAAGUUGCCAUACCAACAAGAGAGGAGAUCUCCAAGCUAUGUUCUAACAUCUCACACAUACUCUCAUUCUCCAAAGAGCUACUAGAGAGACUAGAAGAGAGACUAGCAGCAUGGUCCACCACACAACGUAUUGGUGAUGUAUUUAAACAAUUAAUACCAUUCCUCAAGAUAUAUACAAACUACACAGUUGGCUAUGAUAACCUUAUGAAUGUAUUAUUGGAACUCGAGAAGAGUUCAAGCUUUGUAUCAUUUCUUCAAAAAUGCUUGGACGAUCCACGAACAAGGAAGAUGGACCUUAGAUCAUAUUUGAUCCAACCAGUCCAGCGUAUAACAAGAUAUCAUAUGUUGUUGGAUGAGCUACUUAAACAUACCAAUCCUACACAUCCUGAUUACCUUGACCUCGAGAAGGCUUUGGCCGAGAUGAAAAAGGUAACCUCAGAGGCCAACGAGGCCAUCAAGAGAAGUGAAGCACGAGCCAAAGUCCUUGAAAUCCAGAAGUUAUUCGUAGGUGAUGUUGACUUGGUCGCACCUCAUAGGUUCUUUGUGUAUGAGGGUGUGUUGACAAAGGUGUGCAGGAAGGCUUGCAAGAAGAGAUUCGUAUUCUUGUUCUCGGAUAUGUUGGUGUACGGCUCGUCCAUCCCACCAAAGUUGCUGAUGCACGAGAAGAUCAAUCUGGAUCAUUGUAGAAUUGAAGAUAUACCAGAUGGAGACAGUGGUGGCAGCAGAUCAAUCUCACUCAAUGGUGCACUCAUCACCAAUGCCUUCCAAAUAUGCAGUGACAAGAAGUCAUUCAUUGUAUUCGCUGACAAUGCCGAGAGCAAGAUGAAGUGGAUGUUAAUGUUGACUCAAAGUAUUGAAGCAAUCCAGACAAAGAAAUCAACAUUGAAAUCAGGUCCUGGAUCAGCAUCAAAGUCGGAAGCACCAGUUUGGGUACCGGAUGAGACAGCCACCAACUGUCCAUUCUGUACCGAAUCGUUCACUUUCAUGAAUAGAAGACAUCACUGCAGGAACUGUGGAGCACUGGUUUGUGGCAAAUGUUCAGAGAAAAAGCUCAAGCUACCAGUAACCGAUUACAAACCAGCUAGAGUGUGUGAUACAUGCUUUGAAAAGGCCAACAACAAUAAUGGUGUUGUUGUCAAUCAAUCAUCUAGCAGCACCAACAACACAAGUACAACAACCACUUCUAGCCAACAACAUCCAAACAACCAACGAUCUUCUGGUUGA
This is a messenger RNA of Acytostelium subglobosum LB1, 2028 nucleotides long. RefSeq lists its product as hypothetical. The record is from RefSeq and is a predicted model, not a curated record. The transcript has 7 exons. NCBI's taxonomy places the organism in Eukaryota, Evosea, Eumycetozoa, Acytosteliales, Acytosteliaceae. Gene Ontology annotation, molecular function: guanyl-nucleotide exchange factor activity; metal ion binding. The coding region runs from base 1 to 2028 and encodes 675 amino acids.